Messenger RNA from Plenodomus lingam JN3, 1809 nucleotides. The record is from RefSeq and is a predicted model, not a curated record. Lineage: Eukaryota; Fungi; Ascomycota; Dothideomycetes; Pleosporales; Leptosphaeriaceae.
AUGGCCUACACCACAAAGUACCACGAGGACUCAGACGCCGACGACGAGUUUGAGCGCCAGGGCCUCCACAGCCCGACCCAGCCCGUCGAGUACGAGAGCUCGCCCACCAGCUCAGGCCCGCUGAGCACCGAACACACGCCCACCACCUUUACCCAUUCGCGCGACAGCAGAAGCCUCCCGACCGAACACAUCAUGGAGUGGUCGCCAGACCAGACGGCCGACUUCAUUGCCGACUUGGGCUUGGACCAGUACGCCGAUACGUUUGUGGGUAAGAGAAGAUGCCCUUGUCUCCCUUGCCCACCUAAUUACUGCCUCCCCAACACAAAACUACCCGGCUGGGCUAACCAUUCCCCCGUGAAAACAGAGGAGGGCAUUUCGGGCGAUGUAUUGGCCGCCCUACAGCACGCUGAGCUCAAGGAAAUGGGCGUCGGCAGUGUGGGCCAUCGGCUCACCAUCCUCAAGGCUGUCUACGAGAUCAAGGUGCGGCAGAAUGUGCCCAUGGAACCCGACGAUUAUAUACCACUGUCUGCCGACACUUCGGCACAGGAAGCCCCACCGACACAGGACGACUUCGCCAAAGUCAUACGGGUUGUCCAAGCGCGAGACGAACGGAUACACACAGCCGAGUCGGAACUGCGACACCUGCGCGAAGAUCUCAGCCGAGUCAUGGACGAGAACAAACGGUUGCGCGAAGAGAUUCUCCCACUGGUACGGAUGCUAAAAGAUAGUCAGCCACUGCCCACGCCACACGAACACUCCGUCACCUCCCCACCAGCGACUCAGGAGCGACCUGGCGGAAGCAGCCUGUCGCGUAAGUUCUCCACCAAGAAGCUUUUCCUCGGUUCGGCUCCGAAGAACCCUUCUCCGACCAUCCAAGAGCAUCGCGCUCUUGUCGAUCACGCCUCAUUGGAUCCCUCCGCCGCAGCCAUGGCAGCCUCCUCACAUCUCACAGCGUCUCUUGGCAACAGCCAACAAAUGUCGCCCAAUUCCGUUGCCCAACCCUCGCCCACUUCGCCCGCAUAUACCCAGGCCCAGAACCGGCAGUACAACCGUGACGUCUCUCGAGCCGGACACGAUCACGACAACAACUCGGGCUGGGGUCAAAACAACGCCUGGCCGUCGGACAAUGCAUCCAUGUCGGAUCGCAACCGCGAUCCUCGUGCUACACCCGCACCAUUAUCCUCUAGGCCGCUACGAAACAACGCUGCGCCCACAACCAAUCCCGAAGAUCGGGACCCUCCUAAUUCAGCCGGCUCCAAUACGCAAAACACCUCGUCCAGCUCGACAGCGCCGCCAUCGACGAACCCACAAGUCGAGAUAUUCAAAUCCUUCCGCGUAUCCAUAGACGACCCCUGCCACAAAGUAUUACCUGUUGCGCUCAAAAAGUACAAUAUUACAGCAGACUGGCGGCAGUACGCCUUGUAUAUUGUUCACGGUGACCAAGAGCGCUGCCUAGGUCUGAAUGAGCGGCCUCUGAUUUUGUUCAAGCAGUUGGACAAAGAGGGUCGCAAGCCCAUGUUCAUGCUUAGAAAGCAUGCUGCACCGCAAGAAGGACACGUUAGCACAGUGGGCGGGAAUGAUGUUCGGCCUGUCAAUCCACAGGCAGAGAGCUUUGGGUGGGGGAACCAGAAUAGAGGGACGCCAUUACCGGGAGAAGGUUUCAAAAAGGCUCGACGCGAGAAGUCGAUUGACCCACGGCCAAGUUGGCCAACGCUUUCCCUUGGAUUCAAAAUCGCGUUCCUCUCCAAAGAGCCAGACACCGUUCACGAAGCCGCCUGGAUUCAUACACCUACACGGUUUGGUGGCUAG